UAAAAAAUAAAAAACAGCAGCCUCUUCGGUCGCUGACGAUAAUAAGUUUUCGACUCAAUUCUCUUCUCUUUUUCGAUAUUUCUUUCGUUCGAUCGAUCGAUUCUGUACUCUCAAAUGGCGGAUCAGCUGACGGACGAUCAGAUCUCUAGAAUCCGAAGCUCAUAAGAAGCGACAAUGAAGGGGAAAGGAGGCUACGUUCCCCCUUUGUAUGUCCCUUUAGGGCAAUCUGACGUGGCCAUUGAGGAUCUUGAUUCUGAUCAGAGCAGUGUGAAAGGGGAUGGGGAUUCUUCCUCGGUUCGUCGGCUUACGGCGGCGAAGGAUCCGACGCAGUGGUCGUCGGGGAUCUGCGCUUGCUGUGAUGAUAUGCAGAGCUGCUGCAUUGGUACUGUUUGUCCAUGCUACUUGUUUGGGAAGAAUGCAGAAUUUUUAGGCUCAGGAACUUUGGCAGGAUCGUGCAUGACACAUUUCAUAUUAUGGGGUCUUCUCAAUAGUCUCUGCUGUAUGUUCAGUGGAGGAAUUCUUACAUUAGUACCAGGAUCUACAGUUGCUUGUUAUGCUUGUGGAUACCGUAGAGCACUCCGGGCAAAGUAUAACAUACAGGAGGCACCAUGCGGAGAUUUAACUACUCAUAUGUUUUGCCAUCUAUGUGCCGUUUGCCAAGAGUACAGAGAGAUCUGUGACAGGUCGGAUGGCUCCAUCUCCGUUCUUGCAUUCCCUGCUGUAACUCCACCCGCUAUCCAAACAAUGGAGUCCAACCCGGUGGAAUGAAGACGUUAAUUGAUGCAGAUCAUCGGUUAACAUUCCAUUUACAGUAUUCUUCUGUGCUGUCUUUGCUCUGUCAAUGCGCCUUAAGAGCUUCAAGAUGGAUAGUCUUCGGGAAUUGAACACAUCUGAGUUUAACCAGUUACAGCAGCUUAGCACACACGUUUUCACUAUGUAUUUAACCUAGGAUGAGUGUUUCUAUAUGUUGUACUUCUAGUUGUAAUUUGUGCUCGCGACAUUAUAGUCAAUUUCUGGAAAAAUGAUGCCAUCAUGUAUAUCAAAGUGUGUUUAAUGUUGUACUAGUUGUAGUUUGUGUUUAGGACAUCAUAGUCAUGUAAAAGUGUAGCUGAUGUUGUGUUAUGUUGAGGAUUAGAAGACUCAUUAGUGCAGUUUGCUGCUAAGUAUUUUGUCUC
Molecule: messenger RNA, 1175 nt
Organism: Asparagus officinalis (garden asparagus)
Lineage: Eukaryota; Viridiplantae; Streptophyta; Magnoliopsida; Asparagales; Asparagaceae
Product: cell number regulator 5
Exons: 4
Coding region: 175-768 (197 amino acids)
Source: RefSeq, a predicted model, not a curated record